Nezara viridula (southern green stink bug) is the source of this 1684-nucleotide messenger RNA. Lineage: Eukaryota; Metazoa; Arthropoda; Insecta; Hemiptera; Pentatomidae. The record is from the annotation of a GenBank genome assembly.
CUCACCAUGAUAUGCUCCUCUGCGGUUUCCUCUCACUAUCAUCUUGGAAGGUUCACUACCAUCAGGAGUCUGAGGUGCAUACACCCUAAUAAGAACAUACUUAAAUGUUCCCUGAGGGUCAAUUUCUACAUUUGGGAUGGCAUUUAACGGAUCUGUAGACAUCUUCCGGAUAAUUUGCAAAUUCAAAUCUGCAAUGACAAACCAUUUAAAGAACUUAAACAUGACAAGCAAAUGUUAAAUAAAACCUUCUCAAUUAAACACCAUUUAUAAUGGAAAAUAAAAACUUUAACAACAUAAUAACUUACUAAAUGAAUUAAAUGGUGCUCUAAGCGCCAAAAUUAAUCAACCACAAGGAAAAACACAGCGCAGAUUGUCAAAUAAUAAUUCAAGAAGUUUGAAUAGCUUAUAAGUACUAGGAGGUUAUUGCGGAUAAAUUGCUGUUAUACAGAAUGUUAAAAGGUAUUAGAACUCUUAAAAUAGUUAAUACUGUAAGGGGACUUUGUGUAAAUAAUGGCAAGAAUUUGUCUUCUUCAUUUACUUCAGAUGCUAGAAAGAACGAGCUCAGUAAUAGAGAAAAGUUAAAGCAGCAUCAACAACAGGUGAUGGCUAGAGGUUUACCAAAACAGAAACCUAUUGAAGGUGUUAAAAAUAUAAUUCUAGUUGUCUCUGGGAAAGGAGGGGUAGGGAAGUCAACUACUGCUGUUAAUACUGCAGUAGCUUUAGCUGACAUGAAGAUAAAUGUUGGAUUAUUAGAUGCUGAUGUUUUCGGCCCUUCUAUACCUUUAAUGAUGGAUCUCGAUGAAUCUCCUCUCCUUACUGAUGAUAAUAAAAUGAUACCACCCACCAACUUUGGAGUUAAAUGCAUGUCAAUGGGUUUUCUGGUGACUGAAAAGGCAGCUGUUAUUUGGAGAGGAUUGAUGGUUAUGAGUGCUUUGGAUCGCCUCCUUAGGCAGGUACAGUGGGGCUCUUUAGACUACUUAAUUGUCGAUACCCCUCCUGGGACUGGUGAUACACUUCUUUCACUCAUUCAGAAUUUGCCAAUAUCUGGUGUAAUAAUAGUUACAACCCCACAAAAAGCUGCUGUUCAAGUUACGAGAAGAGGAGCCUCUAUGUUGCAGAAGCUGUCAGUUCCGAUAAUUGGUAUUGUUGAAAACAUGAGUUUUAUCCAGUGUCCGAAUUGCAGUCAUGAAGUUUCAAUAUUUGGAGAUAAUACAAAAGAUUUGGCUGUAGAAUUAGAUGUUCCAUUACUGUCCAACAUCCCUCUAGACUCUAAAAUAUCUGUUUCUUCUGAUGCUGGAGUUCCAGUUGUACUGUCAAAACGGGAAAACAAUCAGUACUUGGAAAUGGCAGUUACACCCAUCCAGCUUGUCACCAUCAUCUAUGGCACCACAACUAAUGCAGUUUCGAGGCCUCUUGCAGCUUAGUCUGCCUGUCUUUUCUAUUGGUUGUUGGCACUCUCCAGCUGUGAAUUCUCAAGAUCGAAUUUUCAUCCGCUUUUACUCCAUCCUAGGAACCUGAUCCAGAGUCAUUCUAAUUUUAUGUCGAUCCCAUCAAAUGUGUCCUACUUCUAUCACCAGGGCCAGUUAUGUAUUUGGUUUUAUUGAUUUAGAAUUACAGUUUUGUUUGUGUUGUUCUAUUCUUUUUUAAAACCAUUGUCCAGUUUGUCCAAAAUAGGAUUCGUUAG